Gorilla gorilla gorilla (western lowland gorilla) is the source of this 4368-nucleotide messenger RNA. RefSeq names its product spalt like transcription factor 3 (gene SALL3). Gene Ontology annotation, cellular component: nucleus. The transcript has 4 exons. The coding region runs from base 67 to 3453 and encodes 1128 amino acids. Lineage: Eukaryota; Metazoa; Chordata; Mammalia; Primates; Hominidae. Gene Ontology annotation, molecular function: DNA-binding transcription factor activity, RNA polymerase II-specific; RNA polymerase II cis-regulatory region sequence-specific DNA binding. Gene Ontology annotation, biological process: regulation of transcription by RNA polymerase II. The record is from RefSeq and is a predicted model, not a curated record.
CGCCCGCCCCGCCGGCCGCCCCGCUGAUGCCGCUGCCCCGCGCGGGGCCCGAGCGCCGCUAGCAGCAUGUCUCGGCGCAAGCAGGCCAAGCCCCAGCACCUCAAGUCGGACGAGGAGCUGCUGCCGCCUGACGGGGCUCCCGAGCACGCCGCCCCGGGGGAAGGUGCGGAGGACGCGGACAGCGGGCCCGAGAGCCGCAGCGGGGGCGAGGAGACCAGCGUGUGCGAGAAAUGCUGCGCCGAGUUCUUCAAGUGGGCGGACUUCCUGGAGCACCAGCGGAGCUGCACCAAGCUCCCGCCCGUGCUGAUCGUGCACGAGGACGCGCCCGCGCCGCCCCCCGAGGACUUCCCCGAGCCUUCGCCGGCCACCUCCCCCAGCGAGCGCGCCGAAAGCGAGGCGGCCGAGGAGGCGGGUGCGGAGGGCGCGGAGGGCGAGGCCAGGCCGGUGGAGAAGGGGGCCGAGCCCAUGGACGCGGAACCCGCGGGGGACACGCGCGCGCCCCGGCCCCCGCCUGCGGCCCCUGCACCCCCAACUCCCGCCUACGGCGCGCCCAGCACCAACGUGACCCUGGAGGCGCUGCUGAGCACCAAGGUGGCGGUGGCGCAGUUCUCGCAGGGCGCGCGCGCGGCGGGCGGCUCGGGAGCAGGUGGCGGCGUGGCAGCUGCAGCCGUGCCCCUGAUCCUGGAACAGCUCAUGGCCCUGCAGCAGCAGCAGAUCCACCAGCUGCAGCUCAUCGAGCAGAUCCGCAGCCAGGUGGCCCUCAUGCAGCGCCCGCCGCCGCGGCCCUCACUCAGCCCCGCGGCCGCCCCGAGCGCACCGGGCCCGGCCCCCAGCCAGCUGCCCGGGCUGGCCGCGCUCCCGCUGUCGACCGGGGCCUCUGCCGCCGCCACCGCGGGCUCGGGCCCCGCCGCGCCGGCCGCCUUCGAGGGCGCGCAGCCACUGUCCCGGCCCGAGUCUGGCGCCAGCACCCCCGGCGGCCCUGCCGAGCCCAGCGCGCCCGCCGCCCCCAGCGCCGCCCCUGCCCCCGCUGCCCCCGCCCCGGCGCCAGCGCAGCAGAGCGCGGCCUCGUCGCAGCCGCAGAGCGCAUCCACGCCGCCUGCCCUGGCCCCGGGGUCCCUACUGGGCGCGGCGCCCGGCCUGCCAAGUCCGCUUCUACCUCAGACCUCCGCCAGCGGCGUCAUCUUCCCCAACCCGCUGGUCAGCAUCGCGGCCACGGCCAACGCUCUGGACCCGCUGUCCGCGCUCAUGAAGCACCGCAAGGGCAAGCCGCCCAAUGUGUCGGUGUUCGAGCCCAAGGCCAGCGCCGAGGACCCGUUCUUCAAGCACAAAUGCCGCUUCUGCGCCAAGGUCUUCGGCAGCGACAGCGCGCUCCAGAUCCACCUGCGCUCGCACACAGGCGAGCGGCCCUUCAAGUGCAACAUCUGUGGGAACCGCUUCUCCACCAAAGGCAACCUGAAGGUGCACUUCCAGAGGCACAAGGAGAAGUACCCCCACAUCCAGAUGAACCCUUACCCGGUCCCCGAGUACCUGGACAACGUACCCACCUGCUCGGGCAUUCCCUACGGCAUGUCGCUGCCCCCCGAGAAGCCCGUGACCACCUGGCUGGACAGCAAGCCCGUGCUGCCCACCGUGCCCACGUCCGUGGGGCUGCAACUGCCGCCCACUGUCCCUGGCGCGCACGGCUACGCCGACUCUCCCAGCGCCACCCCAGCCAGCCGCUCCCCGCAGAGGCCCUCGCCCGCCUCCAGCGAGUGCGCCUCCUUGUCCCCAGGCCUCAACCACGUGGAGUCCGGCGUGUCGGCCACCGCCGAGUCCCCACAGCCGCUCCUCGGCGGGCUGCCCCUCACUAAAGCCGAGCCCAUCAGCCUGCCCUGCACCAACGCCAGGGCCGGGGACGCUCCCGUGGGCGCGCAGGCCAGCGCUGCACCCACAUCGGUGGACGGCGCACCCACGAGCCUCGGCAGCCCCGGGCUGCCCGCCGUCUCCGAGCAGUUCAAGGCCCAGUUUCCUUUCGGGGGGCUGCUAGACUCGAUGCAAACAUCGGAAACCUCGAAGCUGCAGCAGCUGGUGGAGAACAUCGACAAGAAGAUGACGGACCCGAACCAGUGCGUCAUCUGCCACCGGGUGCUGAGCUGCCAGAGCGCGCUGAAGAUGCACUACCGGACGCACACGGGGGAGCGGCCAUUCAAGUGCAAGAUCUGCGGUCGCGCCUUCACCACCAAGGGCAACCUCAAGACGCACUUCGGCGUGCACCGUGCAAAGCCGCCCCUGCGCGUGCAGCACUCCUGCCCCAUCUGCCAGAAGAAGUUCACCAACGCCGUGGUCCUGCAGCAGCACAUCCGCAUGCACAUGGGCGGCCAGAUCCCCAACACGCCGCUGCCGGAGGGCUUCCAGGAUGCCAUGGACUCCGAGCUGGCCUACGACGACAAGAACGCGGAGACCCUGAGCAGCUACGAUGACGACAUGGACGAGAACUCCAUGGAGGACGACGCUGAGCUGAAGGACGCGGCCAGCGACCCGGCCAAGCCACUCCUGUCCUACGCGGGGUCCUGCCCGCCCUCCCCGCCCUCGGUCAUCUCCAGCAUUGCCGCCCUGGAGAACCAGAUGAAGAUGAUCGACUCGGUCAUGAGCUGCCAGCAGCUGACCGGCCUCAAGUCCGUGGAGAACGGGUCCGGGGAAAGUGACCGCCUGAGCAACGACUCCUCGUCGGCCGUGGGCGACCUGGAGAGCCGCAGCGCGGGCAGCCCCGCCCUGUCCGAGUCCUCGUCCUCGCAGGCCCUGUCGCCGGCCCCCAGCAAUGGUGAGAGCUUCCGCUCCAAGUCCCCGGGCCUGGGCGCCCCGGAGGAGCCCCAGGAAAUCCCGCUCAAGACCGAGAGGCCGGACAGCCCGGCCCCCGCCUCGGGCAACGGAGGCGCCCCAGGCCGCGCGGGCAUCAAGGAGGAGGCGCCCUUCAGCCUGCUGUUCCUGAGCAGGGAGCGGGGUCCCAGCCAAAGCACUCCUAGCCUGAUCUCCAGCGCCGCACCCACCAUGAUCAAAAUGGAAGUGAACGGUCACGGCAAGGCCAUGGCGCUGGGCGAGGGUCCCCCACUGCCCACGGGCGUCCAGGUCCCCGCCGGGCCUCAGACAGUGAUGGGCCCGGGCCUGGCGCCCAUGCUGGCCCCCCCGCCGCGCCGGACGCCCAAGCAGCACAACUGCCAGUCGUGCGGGAAGACCUUCUCCUCGGCCAGCGCCCUGCAGAUCCACGAGCGCACGCACACCGGCGAGAAGCCGUUCGGCUGCACCAUCUGCGGCCGGGCCUUCACCACUAAGGGCAACCUCAAGCAUUUCUGUACCAAGCGAGGCUUAGGGCGUGACCUUGUCCUCCCUGCAUCGUCCUGGCUGGUACAAUCCACGCUGGGACCCGGGGAGAGGGCCCUGCAUGGAGAAGGUUCUCAUUCCUCCUGUGCCAUGUAAAAUCUGCUUUCCUGUCUGUAGGAAGAGGGUAGAAUUUGAUGAUAUUCAAAUCCUUUUCAGUUGUAAAAUUCCAUGUUUUUUUUUUUAAGAACUACCACUAAUGUACAUCUUUCUCUUUACCCAAAAAUAAUCAUGAAAAAAAUUGAUGGUAUUUAUAUAGAGAGAGAAAAUAUGAGUUAUUACUUAAAAAUAUUCUCCCAUAGAUAUGAAAAAUCAAUUACAAAUAAAUUUGCUAAAGAAACUACAUGGAAUCAUUUUUGGAUCAUGAAAAAUGUGUUUGUCUCUUUUUUUAUAAGAAAAAGCCAUUGAAAUUAUUGAUGUUAAAAAUGCAACUAUACUUGGUAAAAUAAAAUCAAGCUGUGAACUGAUGCUUACUGCAUAUUCUGUUAGAUAAGAGAUGUUAGAAACAUAUUUGAUUUUUCCAUGAGUCCUGCACACAAGUACACGCACAGCCCCUUAUUACAGCACUAUAUAUUCAAAAGAGUAUGCAAUUGAAAACAAUGUGGUUUUUUUUCUUGUUCCUUAGUAGAAUAUCAGAGAGCCUAAACUAUGAACAUUGGUGUUACUGUCCUGAUUUCUACCACGGUCUGCAUCUUUGGCCUGUUUUCAUUGGAAGUAUCAUAGAUUGUCAUUUGGACAGACCAUUCCUAGCGAAUACUGGCCUUUCGCGGAGCUUGGAAAACCCUGUGGGAAAAUCAGAAAGCUGGCAAGACAAGAGGAAGAAGAGAUGUCACGGUGUCAGAUUAUGUUUGUAUUCUGUUCUGUCCAAAGUUCUUUACAUCAGUAAAUGAAAAACAAAACAAAUGAUGCAUAGGCCACGCCCUGCAGUGAAAGAUGCAAGAACUUGUUCAUAUUGGUAUGAAUCGUUCACUGUAUAUGAUUCAAACAUGUGGAAAUAAAUGUUUGAUUACAGUC